AUGUCGACUCGCUGGUCCGCCCUCCUCUCGUCGAGUCGCCCGUCGACCACCGCCAUCCCUCCCUCGCACAGCCGCGCGAGCCCGCCGCCGCCCCAAUCGCUUCCUCGCGCCCUCCACCACUUCUCGGAGCGCGACCACGUGCCCGGCCAAGCGUCCGCGGACUCUCCGGGCCCGUCCUCGGACUCGCCGGUCCGCUCGGCGAGGGCCGCUCUGAGCACGCAGCCGCAGCUCUGGUCGGCCUCGACGGCGCUGCCGUGGCUCGAGACGAGCGAGGACGGCAUCGAGGGCGGUACGAUCGAGCGCGCCGUGUCGAUGGGCGGGGCGGGGGCGAGGAGGGCCGUGCGCACCUCGUACGGCGCCGCGAGCGAGGUCAGCGCUCGUGCCGGGUCCGGCUACACGUUCGAGCCGCCGCUCGACCAGCACCACGCCGACGACGGUCGUUCUGCGGCGCAGGAGGGCGUCGACAUGCGCCAGCAGGAGGAGCCGGCGGGCUCCGACAUCGGCGGCGAGUUCACGUUCGGGUUCGACUCGCCCGUCCUCGUCGCUACCCGCGCCGUCGACGAGCACGGCUACGACCUCGCCAGCCCCGACUCGCACAUCGCCUACUCGCCCGCCGAGCGCCUCGAGCCCGUGUCGCCCAUCUCGCCCCUGUCGGGCGGCGUCGAGCAGGGUCGUCCGCUCGGCGGAUCGUACUUCCCGAGCCAGGCCGACUACGCCGUCCCGCCGCCGUCGUCGCUGUACGAGGGCCCAGCCUCGGCGCCGACCUACACGCACGACAGCUACUACCCCGGCGCCGCGAGCUACCCGCCCUCGUUCGCCGCCGCGCCCGUGCCGCUCUCGAUGGCGGCGUACCAGUCGUUCGCCUACGCGCAGACGAGCGCAUCGAGCGAGCACUACGUCAGCGCGACCGCGUACGACGACGGCGAUGACGGCACGUCGGGCUUCCAUGGCUUUGCGCCGCCGCCACCGCCUUCCUCGUCGUCGGCGUUUCACCCGAUGCAGCACCGCCGCAUCUCGACUGGCGGCAUCUUCCCGCAUUUCUACUCGCCGCCGUCGCACACCACCUCGACGUACCGCUACGUGCGCGCGCCGUCGCCGCCGCGCUCGCCGGCGUCGCUCCUCGCCGCCAACGUCCCGUUCGUCGGCCCGACGAGCCCGCGUUCCGGCCUCAAGCCUGAGCUCGACGACGCCGACCUGCCGUCGCCGCCGCCGCCGGUCCCGGACGAGUCGCUCUACGGCUCGCCGAUGAGCGCGUCGUCGUUCGGCAGCGGCGGCCUGAGCGCGUGGUCGUUCGGCGGCUCGCCCUCGGGCGACUCGGGCGCCGACGGUCAGCCCUCGUCGUCCUCGGCGUCUGGCCCCGCCAGCCGCCGCAUCUCGAGGGCGCCCGACGACCUCGACCCGGACUACGAGCCGUCGUCGCCGCCGCCGUCCUCCUCGCUCGCGGCGCACCCCAAGCUCCACAGCAGCUCGGCCGCCCGCCCGAUCUCGCCCAUCACGGGCAAGCCGGUCAAGAAGAUCUCGAAGCGUGGCUGGCCGCCCAAGGACGCUCACAAGCGCGUCUUUGUCUGCGAGUUUGAGGGCUGUACCAAGAAGUUCGGUCGACCUUCGGCUCGCGACACGCACAUGCGCUCUCACACCGGCGUCAAGCCCUUCACUUGCCCGAUCCCGACCUGCGCACGCAGCUUCGGCGUCUUCAGCAACCUCAAGCGCCACAUGAUCGUCCACCCGACCGUCGACUUCCGCCAGGUCAACGUCCACGACCUGCCGCACAUGCGCUUCGUCCAAGACCGGCCUGGGUCCGUCCCGACGCCCGACGGCGGCCGGCUCGAGUGGAUCGAGGACGAGGACGACGAGGUGCCGCAGCAGGAGGGAGCGAUGCAGGAGUGA
Messenger RNA from Rhodotorula graminis WP1, 1887 nucleotides. RefSeq lists its product as uncharacterized. Gene Ontology annotation, biological process: regulation of transcription by RNA polymerase II. The coding region runs from base 1 to 1887 and encodes 628 amino acids. NCBI's taxonomy places the organism in Eukaryota, Fungi, Basidiomycota, Microbotryomycetes, Sporidiobolales, Sporidiobolaceae. The record is from RefSeq and is a predicted model, not a curated record. The transcript has 4 exons. Gene Ontology annotation, cellular component: nucleus.